UUCCCUUACCAUGAAGCCAUCACCUGCAUUGUCCAAGAUGUCUUUCUCAAGAUUUGCUUCAUUUCUCUACCUUCUAUCCUUUGUGCUCCUUCUCCAAACUGUCGUUGGGGUUGACCCUCUCUUCCAUUUCUGUUCAAGCUCUGAGAAGUUCAUAGAUAAUGGCCCAUAUGAGACCAACUUGAACAAGCUCAUGGGCUAUCUCUACUUGGCAGCUCCUCCCACAGGUUCUGGGAAAGGUUCAGUUGGUCAGAACCAUGACCAAGUGAAUGGGCUUGCUCUCUGUCGAGGUGAUGUUUCAAACACAGACUGCAAAGACUGUAUUACUGAGGCAAGCACCGAAAUCCGCAAACUCUGCCCAGACAACAAAGCAGCCAUCGUAUGGUAUGAUCACUGCCUUUUGAAAUACUCAAACAUGAAUUUCUUUGGUCAAGUUGAUUAUCAGAACAGGUUCUACAUGUGGAACUUGAAUAAUGUAAGCUAUCCAACAUCAUUUAAUCAAAAGACAAAGGAGCUGCUAAGCCACCUUGCCCAGCAAGGUUUUGUCAACCAGAAAAUGUAUGCAGUUGGAGAAUUAGAGCUUGAAGAAUCCAAAAAACUAUAUGGAUUGACUCAAUGCACCAGGGAUCUUUCCAGCAGUGAUUGUAAGAAAUGUCUUGAUGAUGCCAUAAGUGAACUUCCAAGCUGUUGUGAUGGGAAAGAAGGAGGGAGGGUUGUUGGGGGGAGUUGCAACAUAAGAUAUGAGAUUUACCCCUUCCUCGUUAAUUCUUAGAACUUACAGAUUAAUUUCUCUAGGUUUGUUUUGGCAUCACCCAUCCUAUAUAUAUUUGGGGAAAUGCAGUAUCAUGUUGUGGAAUGAAACAUUGGCC
Messenger RNA from Vitis vinifera (wine grape), 866 nucleotides. Its product is annotated as cysteine-rich repeat secretory protein 38. Lineage: Eukaryota; Viridiplantae; Streptophyta; Magnoliopsida; Vitales; Vitaceae. The coding region runs from base 11 to 769 and encodes 252 amino acids. The transcript has a single exon. The record is from RefSeq and is a predicted model, not a curated record.